Messenger RNA from Leptonychotes weddellii (Weddell seal), 4507 nucleotides. The record is from RefSeq and is a predicted model, not a curated record. NCBI's taxonomy places the organism in Eukaryota, Metazoa, Chordata, Mammalia, Carnivora, Phocidae.
CCAUUAGAAUGAAAGCUCCCUGAGGCAGUGACUUCUGACUGUUUUAUGCACUACAAAAUUCCAAGCCCCAAGAUGAAUGUCUGACACAUGAAAGAACAAUGGAAGACCAUGAGCUGGUGAUUGAAGUGCUAUCUAACUGGGGAAUGGAAGAAGAAAAUAAACUAUACUUUAGAAAAAAUUAUGCCAAAUAUGAAUUCUUUAAAAACCCAAUGUAUUUUUUUCCAGAGCAUAUGGUGUCUUUUGCAACUGAAACCAAUGGUGAAAUAUCCCCCACACAGAUUUUGCAGAUGUUUCUGAGUUCAAGCACAUACCCUGAAAUCCAUGGCUUCUUACAUGCAAAAGAGCAGGGAAAGAAGUCCUGGAAAAAGAUUUACUUCCUUCUAAGAAGAUCUGGUUUAUAUUUUUCUACUAAAGGGACAUCAAAGGAACCCCGGCAUUUGCAGUUUUUCAGCGAAUUUGGCAAUAGUGAUAUUUAUGUGUCCCUGGCAGGCAAAAAAAAACACGGAGCACCGACUAACUAUGGAUUCUGCUUUAAGCCUAACAAAGCGGGAGGGCCCCGAGACCUGAAAAUGCUCUGUGCAGAAGAAGAGCAGAGUAGGACGUGCUGGGUGACCGCGAUUAGAUUGCUUAAGAUCCAUGGCUACCCAUAUUUCAUACAGACUAUCUCACUCUGUGCUGUCAAGAGCUUCAAGGAGGCCGAACUUAGACAGUAUGGCAUGCAGCUGUACCAGAAUUACAUGCAUCCCUAUCAAGGUAGAAGUGGCUGCAGUUCUCAGAGUGUCUCACCCAUGGUAAGGACCAUAUUUAUUAAUCUGUAUAUUUUAUAUUUACAUUACAUCAAUUUGCAAUAAUAUUGUAUUAUAAAUGUACAUUGCAGUACAUUUACAUACUUUCCUUCUGGUCAACUAAAGUAAGUCUUUGACACCAUCCUAACAUAAUGCUACUGAAUUAUUUAUUCUUGGAUUUCACAGGAUUGCAGCCUAUGUGAUCGAGUCACAGCAGUAGAGUAUCAUGAAGUAUUCGCUUAAAAUAGAUAAUGUCAUAUGUUAAAGAAAAUCUGUAAAUAUUUGAAAGUGUUAUGUGAAUCAUUCUGUGUCAUUACAACAUUUGAGGAUUAAAUUUUAAUAUAAUUUUUAGAAUGUUUUCCUUGGGAUUGUAGAUGUUUCCUUAAUUAUUGAUUUUGGUUGUGGGUUUAUUUUAAUAUUGAUUCUGGAAUUGUCAUAGCCUAGUAUAAACCAAAGCCAGUGGUUUGGAAUUCUAAAAGCUGCACUAUACACAGGUGAGCUCUUUUGCAUCCUGGGCUUCUAACAAUAAAAUUUUUUAAGGUCUAGGUCCUUGAAAAGCAAACUGCUCUUCAGGAAACCCAAAAACCGCAAGCCAAAAUAUAGCUUGUGCAUUACAUUAAAUCUAACACCACUUCUCAGAUUUAUACUAACUGUAACUUGAACGUUUAUUUUUGCAGAUACACACAGACGUAUCUUUUCCCUUCUUUAGAAUUUAAUUUUAAUUUAUUGUGCAUUAACACAAGAAAUUUAUUUCUGCACUUAAAAGUUUAUGUUCGGCUAUUUUUGCUCUUGCUCUCUAAUACUGAGUAUAUUAGGAAUUUGGGUGUAUGUGCCUGUGUUACAAAUCAGCUAACACGCAGCAUUUCCACUUAGGUUAAAAAUAUGCUCCUCAUGGCUGUGACCAAGGAAGGCGCAUUUCCCCACAUGUAAUGUAGCAGAUGAAAUGCUCAGUUCUAGGAAUGAGGCAUGAAAUAAUGUUGAUUACAAAGUCUGAUAGACUAAUAGGAAAAAAGAACACCAAUUCUGGAGUUACGUUGCUUUAGGUUAUGGAAGAGUAACUUUUCAUCUUUGUAUCAUAUUACUUUUAAGCCCUAAAAUAAGAAACUAAAGACUGGAAUGAAUUUUUAUAAAAGCAAUGGCUUUAGGUGCGUAUUUGUAUAAUUUGUCAGCUUACCUUUAUCUUUCAAUCCACAUGUAUAUAAAGAAUAAUGGAUUUUAUUAUCUUAAUCCUUUUCUAAAUCCUUCUAAAUUUCUUUUAGAGUCUAAAGUUAUUAGGAUGAGCAUGUUAAUAGCAGCCAUACGUUUGGAGGCAGUUGCCUAGUGUCCUCUUAAUCAUAGGGAAAAGAUGUCAUAAACAAAGUACUGUAUAGCCUCAUUGCUGUCGUUAGCAUAUAAGCUUGGUAUUAGUCUUGCCACUUUCCAUUGAAAGUGGCCCUAUUGUUGAUCACUAUGUACAUGGCAGUUUGGUUAGUGUGACUUUGCUUGUUCAGCACCAUGGAUAGGGAAAGACACUUCUUGAGUGAAUCUGGUUGGCAAUUUAGGGAUUUUGUAGGGGGCCUGUGUAGUAGGACCUGGCUGUCCUGUAUGGCAGUUGUCAAGAUCAAACAGAAUGGCUCUGGAGAAUUAUAUCGCCACUCUUCUUAACUUACAUGAAGGAAACUGAGAUAUUUGGGGAGGUAUUUAUGUUUACUUUGAUGUCUAUACAGAGUCCCACCUUUCUCGGUUAUCACAGAAGAACCAGUGACCUAUAUAAUGGAUGCCAGUGUUCCUCACCUGCGUCGGCUGGUUUUCUUCCAGACACUGUCUCCAGUGAGAAUCCUAGAAAACUGAGUAUACUUCAGUUAUAUAUUUUUAAAGGAACAAUAUUCUUAAUUUCUCCAGGGAUACAUUUUGAGAAGGGAAAUAAGAAAAAGACAUGUCUUCCACCACUAUAUACAGCACAUCAUGGCCACCCCUAUCUGCCUUUGAAAUGAGAAUUAUCAGCAGAUAUUUCAGGAAGCCAAAUAUGUGGUCCUUUUCAGCACAAAGGAGCAUGUGUUAGUAUGGCCCUUAUUGGAGAGAGGGGAUGGGGAAAACUAGUCUACUCAAGUCCUUAUUACUCCUCACUCUUGACCCUGAGCUAGACGUUGAAAACUGCACUUUCUUCCCUGUACCUCCCCCUCUGUGGUACAUAAAAGAACCUGGAAAGAGUCUAUCUGUCACUGCUUUUACCAUAAGCUGCCCAUGUGACCUUGGUUUAGUCACUGGUGUCCUGCAGUGUGAAACAAGGGGGACAGUUGCAUAAGUUCGGGGAUCGAUUACAUCUCUUAUGUCCUCUGACACCGUAUGAAGCAGAGAGAAUGAUAUCAGGAACUCCUGUGCCCUCUUGCUAAGGACCGUGCUGCAGGUUUAUCUACAUCUUUCAAAUGGGGUGACAGAGAGUGUUGGCUGCUCGUCGCCACCAACCUACACUACCUGAAAAACAUUUCGUGUCCAAAGCUCGCUAGGAGUGACUGGAUCUGAUCUCAGAGUGUGGCCUGGAGAAUCCAGGGUGCACCCAGGCCCCUUCUUUCUUGAAAAAAGAGGGAUGUCAUUAAAAUCAUGGACCCUUUUCCAGGGCUUGCCCUGUUCAUUCCACCAGAAGAAAGAGCUAGAAAAAGGGACCAAUAUUUGAGAAAUACACUGAUUCUGAAUGUUAUCAACAUUGCUUUCUUAUGUGAAAGAAAUUGAGCUGAAAAUGACCUUUUGAGUUCAAGUCAGAUUCCGCUUCACUUCUAUUUCUUUGUCCACCAAAGGUAAACUAUUAAUUUUUCAUCCACCACCUGCUAUUCAGUAGGAGCCAUUUGCUAUAUUCCUGUGUUUUCCCUGGUGUAGUUAAUGUAGCAAAUGAAAAUAUUUAUUUGUAUUGUAGACUCCCUACUAAUGUCAAGUAAUUAUGGAACAUGGGACCUCGUUUUACAUUCUAUCCUGUUGUGUAGUAGGCAAACAAAAACAACCAGUUAUGUUAAUUUUUCUUUCCUAACAGUAUUUUUAUGUUAUCAGGACCUUGUGAUUACGACGCCCAUCUUGGCAUGUGAAGUAGAGAUCUUAUAAGGACAAAGCUAUCAUUAUGAUUGAGAUUAGUUACUCUGUGGUUUGGACAGGUGAAGGCUUUUCAUUAGUGUCCACAAAGCAGCAGUGUUUCUGACUAGUCUCCAGCCCCGCACAGAAGAUCACGCGGGGAGAAGGGCAAACGAAGGUGUGACAGUAGAUAGAGAUUACAAGGACAGCAUCUUUCUGGAAAGAGCAGCUGUCUGUUACAAAGGCUCCUGUAACAAAUGAAAGAUUGCCUGCCGGAUCUCUGGAAAUACAGAUGAACCCUAAUAAGACUGUGGGCCACUACAGCAGGGUUUAAAGAGGAGAUAGCAAAUGCUAAUGACAUAGGAUGUAUGAUGCAGUGAUAAGUGAGCCCCCCAAUUUUUUUGCAUGGACGAGGUGUUCUUUUAAGCAUACAUUUGACUAGUCUUUUAGACCAAGCUAGGAAGGUCUGAAUCCAUGUGGAGAGAUAUGAAAUGGUCUUAAGCCACGAAUCUCCAGAGGCACACCAGCUCUUCCUUUACCAUUAGAACUCCAUUCUUGGUUUCGCUCCUCUAUUAAUGAGUGGGGAGUAAGUGUUAAACAUUGUCCAUUGCUGGUUUUGAAUGUUUUUUCCUUUGGGGGAGUGUUACUUUUUUUUUUUUUUUAAAGAUUUUUUAUUUAUUGAG